Molecule: messenger RNA, 2472 nt
Organism: Canis lupus familiaris (dog)
Lineage: Eukaryota; Metazoa; Chordata; Mammalia; Carnivora; Canidae
Product: proteasome subunit alpha type-1-like
Exons: 1
Coding region: 46-837 (263 amino acids)
Biological process (GO): ubiquitin-dependent protein catabolic process
Cellular component (GO): proteasome core complex, alpha-subunit complex; proteasome core complex; nucleus
Source: RefSeq, a predicted model, not a curated record
UUAUUUUAAAACUUAAAUUUCGGCAGCGGAACCUGCGCCGGAACCAUGUUUCGCAACCAGUAUGACAAUGACGUCACUGUUUGGAGCCCUCAGGGCAGGAUUCAUCAAAUUGAAUAUGCAAUGGAAGCUGUCAAACAAGGUUCAGCCACAGUUGGUCUGAAAUCAAAAACCCAUGCAGUGUUGGUUGCAUUGAAGAGAGCACAGUCAGAGCUUGCAACUCAUCAAAAGAAAAUUCUUCAUGUUGAUAACCAUAUUGGUAUCUCAAUUGUGGGACUUUCUGCUGAUGCUAGACUGUUAUGUAAUUUUAUGCGCCAGGAGUGUUUGGAUUCCAGAUUUGUAUUUGAAAGACCUCUUCCUGUGUCUUGUCUGUAUCUAAUUGGAAGCAAGACCCAGAUACCAACACAACGGUAUGGCCGGAGACCAUAUGGUGUUGGACUGCUUAUUGCUGGUUAUGAUGAUAUGGGCCCUCACAUUUUCCAAACCUGUCCAUCUGCCAACUAUUUUGACUGUAGAGCCAUGUCCAUUGGAGCCCGUUCUCAAUCAGCUCGUACUUACUUGGAGAGACAUAUGUCUGGGUUUGUGGAGUGCAAUUUGAAUGAACUGGUUAAACAUGGUCUGCGUGCCUUACGAGAGACACUUUCUGCAGAACAGGACCUAACUACAAAGAAUGUUUCCAUUGGAAUUGUUGGUAAAGACUUGGAGUUUACGAUUUAUGAUGAUGAUGAUGAUGAUGUAUCUCCGUUCCUGGAAGGUCUUGAAGAAAGACCACAGAGAAAGGCACAGCCUGCUCAACCUGCUGAUGAACCUCUAGAAAAGGCUGAUGCAAUGGAGCAUUAAGUCAUUAACCAGUCUAUAUGUGUAUUAUCAAAUAUGUAAGAAUGCAGGAGCCCUUACUGAGGACAGUAAUCUAUACUUUGAACCAAAAGAUGCAGCGUGGUCUUCUGGUAUGUUUUAGGAAUCGGUCCAGAUGUGUUUUUCCCAAGUAACUUGUCUGAACCAUAUAAUGGUGUGCAUUUUUCUUUGAGAGGGUCUAUAUAAUCAUUUUCUAGAAAGUAUAGUUAUCUGUACUAAUGUUUUUAUAUGAAGAACAUAAUGUCUUUGUGGUUUUAUUUUUUUUUAUUUUUAUUUUUUUAAAUAUGGAACGCUUCACGAAUUUGUGUGUCAUCCUUGCGCAGGGGCCAUGCUAAUCUUCUCUGUAUCGUUCCAAUUUUAGUAUAUGUGCUGCCGAAGCAAGCACAUCUUUGUGGUUUUAAAGACAACUGUGAAAUAAAAUUGUUUCACCUGCCAAAAAAAAUAAAUAAAACUUAAAUUUCAAUUUAUGUGCCACACAAUUCACCCUUUGAUUUCAUUCUGGUAGACUCAGACCAAACUUGUACAGAUUUUUAUCAUGUAGUGAAAAUAUUUUUUAUGUUGAAUCAUGAAUUCAUUUAUGAGCGUGAGCCACGCACUCUGAUCUUUCAGAAUAGUCCAACUUCUACAAGUUACUUGAUCACUUUAAUUCCUAAAUCCAGCUAAUAGUUUGCUCAUGAAUUCCUUGACAGUAUUUCCUUUCCCAGGACUCUUCUUCAGGUACAAUGUGUUUUUUGACCAUUUGCAAGCAAAGUAGAGGCAACACCUGUAUAUGGAAAUUAGAAUAACUCAUGUUCCAUUCUAUGGUGUAUUUGAGUUUAGCACUUCCCAACUGGGUAUCUUCACAUCCCAGAUGAGUACUCCGUUAUGGUAUGUGUGCCUGAGUCCACAUAGGUUGGAAUCUUAGCAGUACAUCUUUACUCCCUAGAUCUCUAAGCUUAUUUCCCCCUGUCUUUUUCUCCCUACCACCCUCCCUGGUGAGUUUACAUGACCUUGGUUUUUCCUCUGCUGCUCCACACAGGCAUGUGAUCGGUGUCUGCUUUGCUCUUAGAGUCUUGGGGAAAUGAAAAGUUAACUCUCCCUUAGAAAAGGUUGGGGAUUUCUGGACUACAAAGUUAACGUUUGAAAAUGUUUGUGUUUGCUGUGUUAAUAGGGGUAUGGGAGCACAGAUGCUCUCUGACCUUUUUGGUGGAAACCAAAAUUUGGUAAAUUAGCAAUACUUUUAUGGAAUCCAGUAUAACAGAAUUUGAUAAAGUUUUUAAAAAUGUGAUCCCCUUUGAGCCCACACUUCUGUCUAUAAGAGUUUUCCACACAGACAUGUAGGUGUGCAGAGACAUAUCAAAGAUAUAUAUUGCAGUAUCAUUUGUAGUGACAAAAGAUGGGAAACAACCUAAAUAUCCAUCAGUAGGUCAAAUCAAUUAUGGUAUGGUCAUAUAGUAGAAUAUUCUGAGUGAUUGAGAAGAAUGAGGCAUGUUUCUUUGAUAUUUUAUUAAAUAAAAAAAAUAAGGCACACAUCUGCUUACUUGGUAUGUUGUCAUUUAUGUAUGUAAAACAUCUCUGGAGAGCAGCAUUAGAGCUUGUUUCAGUUGUUGCCUCUAAGAACCAAUUAAUACCUGGAGAUCU